Molecule: messenger RNA, 870 nt
Organism: Durusdinium trenchii
Lineage: Eukaryota; Dinophyceae; Suessiales; Symbiodiniaceae
Source: the annotation of a GenBank genome assembly
AUGGCGUCAUGGCAGCUGUGUCGACUUGCAGGCGCCCGCACCGCGAGUGCUUGCAGAGCCCGCCGGCUGCUGGUUGCCAGACAGGUGGGUCACAAAAUCCAGCCGAUACAGCUACGGGGCUUCGCGGCGAUUGACCCUGGCAGCGGUGUGAGCCUCAUCUCACCUACCGCCAAAACAGUUCUUGUGGCUGGAGCAGCUGCUGCAGGGGUUGGUGGCUUGUACUUGGUGUGUCCACCAGGAGACAGAUACAAUAUUGACAUCAAGCCAAUAUCAGAUGAGGUUUUUAACAACCACGACAAUUUGUUUGUCUUCUACUUCGAGAAGGCCGAGGACCUGAAUGAACGGAGUGAGGAUUUUCACCGUGUGAUCAGCUCUCUGGUGCAAGAGCCGGUUUUGAAGAAAGUGACGUACUACCAGAACGUUCGAAAAGAUGGUGAUCCUGCUCUGCCUGGUGGUGAAGAGAGAGAGGACAAACCUCUUCGAGUGGUCAUGUACAAAGGACAAAGAAAGUCAGUUUUGCUAAUUGGCGACAAGAUCCCAAAGGAGGAGAUUGUGGACUUCUACAAGCCAGUCUCCCAGGACCUGUCGAAAAUAAAGGUGCCCAAAAAGGUACCAAUGGUUUCAAACUCAUCAUUCCACAAGGAUGUGCUGGAAGCAUCUGGACCUCGCAAGCCAAUGGUGCUGCUGCAGAUGUUUGAGGACACUUGCUUUUUGUGCUUUCUGAUGAGACCCUUCGUCAACUCCCUGGGAGAGUUGCUGCACGAGCACAAGGCACCAUUUGUCAUUAAGAGGUUUUCACCUCAGUCAGGUGGCUUUGCAUGCCAUUCAUUCGGUAUUUGGUGGGCGGAAAUUGCCAAGGAUAAACAUUGA